UUUUAUCUGCUUUUCUCCGCCCUGGUCGUGUCCGAUGCCGAAACAUCCCUCUUCACCAUCACAAUCCCCAUCGCAAUCACACUCGCUUUCCCCGCCAGAACAACAGUCGUCUCCUCGCUUCGAAUUCGGUUCCAACUCUCACUCGAACUUCCACAACGCUUCACAAUCUCCACAACCGCAACAACAUGACGACAAUUCGCCAUCUGGAACCGCAUCAGCUUCAGGAUCAGGCUUGAAUUCUGCAUCUAGACACGAUGCAGACACAGCCACAGCCACCGGUUCCAAGAACGUCGAUACGCGCACUGGAAAGAGAAGAUACGCAGCAUCGUGUGAGGCAUGUAGGCGCAGAAAGAGGAGAUGCGAUGGGAAGGGAGAGAAUGGAGAGAGUUUGUGUAAGUUUUGUCCUCAGGCGGGGAUUCCGUGUGUAUUCCCAAGGUCCGGAGAAGCUUCGAGGCUCGAAAGCGCCAUAGCUACGGCAGAAGCUUCACAGUCUUUCAUCGAACAACUCGCGAGCGCCGGAGAUGAUGACCGGGAGCGGAUGCUCAUGGAGUGGAUGAAGCAGCGAGAUGAUGGCGAGGUCAACAAGCCGAUUGUGUCAACGAGGAAGCGGAGAAAGUUGGUGAAGAAGGAGGAGGUCGAGGAGGACAAGUUGGAUGAUAGCAGCAGUCUUCCCGAGACCAGUGCAGAGUCCACCAAGACCUCAAAUAUCAUUGCCGUUUUUGACCGAGCAGCGGACGAGGAUUCGUCCGUCAAGGAGACGGCUGCUCUUCGCCAGGACGCACUCAAUCGACUACUCGCGGUCGCCGUCAAUAGCUUCUCUGAAUUCCGUAUACCUACCUUAGCAGAAAGCCAGUUGAUGAUGGAGAGCUACUUCUGCUGGCAGAAUCCUCGGUACGAGGUCAUUUAUCGACCUGCUUUCGAAGAAAGCCUCCACUCUAGCGAACCUACGUUCUGCAACGACUUCCUCCUCUGGUGCAUCUACUCCCAGGCGUCGAGACAUAUACCGGAGAUGCGAGAUCGGCUCCAUGAGUUUGCGGCGAGGGCCCAUUUACUCCUGGCAGUCGAGCUCAGCAGGCCAAGUGCGAUUGCGACCGUUCAAGGUCUCCUCCUCAUUUCUGGUCACAAUGCGGCUGAGGGCCUGUACUCUCAGGCAUGGGUGAUGGCCGGCUACGCAUUCCGAAUGAUCGAAGACCUUGCGUGGGAGCGACCAAAUCGUAGCUACGAAGGCCAACCCGAGAAGCUACGGACGGCCGAAUUAUGCACGUAUUGGGCGGCAUAUACGUGGGACAAGACGUUGUCGUUGUCCCUCGCAAAAAAGCCUACCUUAAGGCCGAAAGAGAAGCCUCCACUCCCGUCUGUCGAUGAUGGAGUAACCUUGUGGAGACCUUUCUAUUCGGAAGUGCAGUACGCGGAGUUCACGACAAAGCCGUACUCUGGCGCCCAACCGUCCUUCGAGAUGAGAUGCUUCCGAUAUUCGUGCUCACUCUACCAGUUCCUCGACGAAGUACUCGAGCACGUUUACUCCAUCAAAGAGUCCCGCCUCCUUCAAGCUCGCGAUUUCGUUCUUAGUAUGCGAGAUCGCAUGAUAGCGUGGCAAGCUCAGGUGCCCGUCGAAAUUCUCCUUGACGCGGACAACCUUCCACCGGUGUCGCCACCGGCGCACGUCAUACAGUUCAAUCUUUUGGUCCACACGAUUUGGAUCCUCCUUUACCGCCCCUUCGCCCAAACCGGCUCCCUCGCCGUCCCAUACGCCGCCACAGCGUGCCGAAAGUCUGCCCAAGAUAUUGCCGCCUGCCUCCGCCUCUUCAAGAGUUCAUUCCCCGUCGCUCGGUCUACCUACCUUUUCGUGUAUGCCGCACUAUGCUCCGCCACCAUCGACAUGGGCGACGUCAUCAGCGCAAGUCAGAGCCAGGCCGUCGUUGGUAGCGAGAAGGACGGAGCGAAAGGAUCGUCCAAGAAGGGUACGAGCAAGGUUAAGAGGCGAAGUGGUGGGAGAUGGGGCGGAAAGAGGGCCGAGAAAGCUAGGGAGAGAUUGGAGACGACGCUGCCCAUUUUGGCGCAUGGGAUCAGGUUGAAGAUUCCGGGGACACCAAAGAUGGUUGGAGCUUUGAUGCAGAUGCUAGAGAGCGCGAAUGCGUUACAGCAGCAGGAGGAGCCAGAUGCGGACGAAAUCAGGCUGCACCCUCCACCCAUGGCGCCUGGUCCCUCUCAUGCCCCUGUAGCUGGCCCGUCACACGCCCCAGCAAUGGGCCCACGGCAUUCUGUGGUCGAAUAUCCCUCUUCGGCUGCCACAUUACCUUCCGUACACACUGCUCCAGCGCCCAUCCCGCCGUACUUGGGUGCGGCGUUACCUCCCAGCCGAAUGCGUUCGGAAAGUGCAGAUGCGACUCCCUACGGUGGUGUCCCGCCCAGAACGAACGUAUACCAGCACCAACUCCCGCUCGAGCAGGGCAUUCCGGGGCCUCCGCUCCCAGCUUCUACGACGUUUUUGGACGAAUUUUUCUCGUCGUUCAUGCCAAUGGAUACCAGUGCCGACAGCCAACCUAUGUCGUCGAACACAUCAUUCUCGGCGUGGCCCAGCGCCGGCGGCCUGGACUUCUUCGCGCUCCCCAACUCACUCCCAUCGCCCUCGAAUUCAGAUCACCUCAGUUCCACUUCGGCACCACAGAUCGUCCCUGGUCUUCCGAUACUCAGCGCGCAGGAGCAGAUCCAGAUGCACAAUAAUCAAAAUCAUCAGUUUCCUACUGCGUAUGGAGACGGUGGACAGGGGCAAGGGCCGAGUGCGGGUGCGUACGGGGGAGUAGGUGGUGGGAUGAGAGGGAUGUGAAGAGGGACGGUCGUAGUGGAGGUUAUUUAAAGUGGUUAUCAUGUUCGUGGGGAUAGUUCCCACUUUUCUUGGACGGUGCACAUCACUAUUCUGGUUGCUUUGUAACAUAUUGUACCAACAUCUAGUACCAUAAUUGUGUUUCCGAUUUACUGCUGUAUAUAUACUUCCUAAGUUGUAUGAUACUUUCACCU
This is a messenger RNA of Stereum hirsutum FP-91666 SS1, 3018 nucleotides long. RefSeq lists its product as uncharacterized. The transcript is spliced from 14 exons. Bases 35 to 2827 code for a protein of 930 amino acids. Gene Ontology annotation, biological process: DNA-templated transcription; regulation of DNA-templated transcription. Lineage: Eukaryota; Fungi; Basidiomycota; Agaricomycetes; Russulales; Stereaceae. Gene Ontology annotation, molecular function: DNA-binding transcription factor activity, RNA polymerase II-specific; zinc ion binding; DNA binding. The record is from RefSeq and is a predicted model, not a curated record.